Messenger RNA from Aphanomyces astaci, 4367 nucleotides. RefSeq lists its product as hypothetical. Gene Ontology annotation, molecular function: magnesium ion binding; ATP binding; ATP hydrolysis activity. The record is from RefSeq and is a predicted model, not a curated record. Gene Ontology annotation, cellular component: plasma membrane. Gene Ontology annotation, biological process: phospholipid translocation. Lineage: Eukaryota; Oomycota; Saprolegniomycetes; Saprolegniales; Verrucalvaceae. Bases 10 to 4299 code for a protein of 1429 amino acids. The transcript has 15 exons.
AUCUCGUGGAUGUCAUCCAAGAAGGAAUCCACUGGGACUUCGUCGUCGUCGCCCGUCAAGCCGGUGCUCAUGGCCCUCGAUCAACACACGUCGUCCAUGGAGCUGCCGGCGUCCAACCUCCGCGUCGUGUACCUCAACCAGCCCCAGAAAAACGUUGGGUUCGCUGGGAACCAAGUGGUCACGGCCAAAUACAACGUAUGGACGUUUGUACCUGCAUUUUGCUACGAACGGUUCACGCAGGUGUCCAACUUUUACUUUUUGCUCGUGGGAAUUGGCCAAGUGAUUCCCGCGAUCACGUCGACGUUUGGGCUCCCGUAUUCGUGGCUCGUGUUGGGGUUGGUGCUGUUUGUGGAUGCCAUCUUCACGGGCGUCGAAGACUUCCAUCGCCACGCGGCAGACGCAGUCAUGAAUGCCCGGGAAACAAGAGUGUUUGAUCCAACUCUUCCCACUUCGUUCCGCCAAACUACGUGGAAAGACAUUGUCGUGGGCGAUGUGCUCCAAAUCAAAAAAUACGAAGCCGUGCCAGCCGACAUGUUGCUGCUCGCUGUCCACGAAACCGACCCCUCGGCACCCGUGGGCAUGUGCUUUAUCGAAACCAAGUCGCUGGACGGAGAAACCAACCUCAAGAUCCGCCAGGCGUUGCCGUGCACGUUUGCGCAGCUGCACGACCCAGCGUCGAUCGGGCACCUUCCCGGUCGCGUCGCCUGCGAGCACCCGAACCACGACGUCAACAACUUUAUGGGCCGGUUUGAACCAGGGGACGACGCGUCCGUGAUUCCCCUCGACCUGAAGAACGUCGUCCUAAGGGGCUGCGUCAUCCGCAACACGCCGUUUGUGUAUGGUCUCGUGCUCAACACUGGCUCGGACACCAAGAUCAUGCAAGCGUCACACAAGACCCCCACCAAACUGAGCAAGGCAAUUGAAAUCAUCAAUCGUGGCAACGCCCUGCUCAUGAUGAUCAUGCUGCUGUUGUGUGUGCUGGGGGCGGUGUGGGACCAGGCGUGGGUCACGUCAUCGUCGCCGUCGUACCUGGUGCUCGACGAGCCCAGCGUCCGCCUCGGGCUGAACGCGUUUAGGGGCGACGUGAUGGGCAUCUGCAUUGCGUUUGGGUAUUACUGGGUACUCAUUUCUUCGUUUGUCCCUAUCACGCUAUACGUGUCGAUUGCGAUCGUCAAGAGCUACCAGUCGUACUUUAUGAACCGCGACCUCGGCAUGUACUACGCGCCGUCCGACACCCCCGCGGCCGUGCGCAAUGCCGACUUGAACGACGAACUUGGCCAAAUCACGCACAUCUUUAGUGACAAAACCGGCACCCUCACCGCGAACGAAAUGAGUUUUCGAAAAAUGAGCAUCAACGGCCGCAGUUACGGCCGCGGGUCCACCGAUAUCGGGCGCGCGACCGCCAUGCGCACCGGCCGGAUGGAAUCGGUCACCGACUGCCAGGCAUCGACGGGGGAUGCCGCGCACCCCCCCCACGUCGAGUUUCUGGACCCCCACGGGUUGUUUGCCCGCGACCGGGCGACUCGAGACGGCCACGCCGAUGCCAUCGAAGCCUUCCUCACCCACUUGAGUGUGUGCCACUCGGUGGUUCUCGAACGAGACGAUGCCACCAACACGACCAACUUUUCCGCGAGCUCCCCGGAUGAGCUGGCACUCGUGGCGGGGGCGGCGUAUUUUGGACACCAAUUUACCGAACGGUCCAAUGGUCGCGCUGUGGUGCACGUGCUUGGUAAAGGCGACGUCGAGUUUCAAAUGCUCGAGCUGAUCGAGUUCACGUCGACGAGGAAACGCAUGUCCGUGGUCGUUCGAGCUCUGGACAACCGCAUCCUGUUGCUCACCAAAGGCGCCGAUUCGAUUGUGUUUCCAAGACUCAAAGAAGACUGCAACGCGUAUCUAAAGGAAAAGACGGUUGAACAUAUGGAAAUGUACGCCGAGGAAGGGCUGCGGACGCUGGUGCUGGCGCAGCGAGAGCUAAACCAAGACUGGUACCAUACUUGGUCUACCCAGUACAAGCAAGCGCUGUCCAAUUUAGACGAAACGUCGCCUUCGUAUAAGUUGGACUUGCUGGUUGUGGAACGACUCGAAGACGAGAUGGAGUGCGACCUGGAGCUGCUGGGUGCGACCGCCGUGGAGGAUCGCCUGCAAAAUGGCGUACCAGUGGCCAUAUCUAGUCUGAUGCGGGCCGGGAUUAAAGUUUGGGUGCUGACGGGAGACAAGGAAGAAACAGCCAUUAACAUUGCAUUUGCAUGCCAAUUGAUCACCAACGACAUGGACCGGUUGGUGCUCAAUAUGGAGUUUUGUCAAAGCAACCCGGAGGUUCUGAAGAAGCUCAUGCUGGACAAAGCCCAUCGCACGCGCACGUCCACUAUCAAACAGCGCAGUUCCAAGUCUCUGGAGCUGCCCAAGCAGGCGCUGGUCAUCGAUGGACCGGUGCUCACGAUGGUGUACCACUAUCCGCUGCUCAAGUUUUUGUUUUUGGAGCUCGCGCAGCAGUGCGCGGCGGUGAUUUGUUGUCGCGUGUCCCCUAAGCAAAAGGCCGAGGUGGUGGCGCUGGUAAAAAACAACGUCAAGAACUGCCGGACGCUGAGCAUCGGCGACGGCGCCAACGAUGUCAGCAUGAUCCAGGAAGCGCAUGUCGGCGUGGGCAUCUCGGGCCACGAAGGCAUGCAAGCCGUGAACGCAUCGGAUUUUGCGAUCGCUCAAUUCGCCUUUCUCCAGCGAUUGCUUCUGGUCCACGGGCACUGGAACUACCGCCGCAUGUCCAAGUUGGUGCUGUACGUUGUGUACAAGAACAUUUUGUGCUGGUUUGCACUGUACGUGCUCAGUCUGUACGCGUGUGGCAGCGGCACGGUAUACAUGAACUACAACUGGCUGAACGGAUACAAUGUGUUUUGGACAUUUUUGCCGAUUAUGAUUUUGGCUAUUAUGGAGCAAGAAACGAGCGCCCCCACAGCUCAAGAUCACCCCGGACUCUACCACAGUGGCCCCCAAGGCGAUUUGCUCAGUGUCCAGAUCUUUACCGAGUGGGUAUUUGAAGCGCUUUACGAAGGGGUUGUGUGCGCGUUGGUGCCGGUGCUGUUGAUGGGUUCAAUUUCAUCGUCUGGGUACGCCUACACCAUGUACGACUGUGGCGGAUUGUGCUACACUGCUCUGAUUGUCGUGGGCUGGGUGAAGCUAGUGCUCAACGCCAUGAGCUGGAACGCAGGCAUGCACUUUGCCAUGUGGGCGACUGUGCCGUUUUGGAUAGCCAGCGGCGUUGUGCUGAGCAAUUCGUUUACAAGUGACAGCUCGGACCACGUGUUCCCGUACCUGUUGAGUUUGCCCGAGUUCUGGAUGCUCCUGUUUCUGUGUGUGGUGCUGGCGCUCUUUCGCGACUUUGUGUACAAAGUGUGGAAGCGAGAGUGGGCCCCCGAGUACUACCACAUUCUCCAAGAGUCGGACCGGUAUAAACUCAAGGGCGACAUCGAGUGGGACCCGCCGCUCCACGCGUCCAAUUACAAACCGUUCCAUGUCGACUUUAGCCAUUACUUGACGUCGGAGCUGCAUGCGCUACCAGAUGCGCCUUGGCUCGAGUUGCAACAGCCCAAACAUCGCGGGUUUGCUUUUUCGAUCCAACCCAGCGAAAACCGCCACUUUAACCCGAUGCGGAGCGUGGUGCUGGCGCCGCUCAAACGCGCGGUCGUACGGGUAUUGAGCCCCCGGUCCGCGUCACAGGAAGAGACGGCCUUCUGGACCGCUCGAAAGAAGGACGGGUUUGUGUACGAGUACCAACGGUACCAAGUGUUUGUGGGGUGGAGCGCGCCGUUUGGGCUGACGGACCCGUGUCCGUUCGGUACGCGGGACAUGCGGGAAGGGGGGUUCCAGAACCACGGCCACCACCUGUCACUGGACGACUGGGCUGUGGACACGACGUUGGGCGAAGCAAGCACCAAGCACUGGGAAUAUGCGACAAAGUUUCGCGACUUCAAAAAGGUCGAUGUGUCCACGACACGAUGGAAGAAACCCUCCGGCAUGCAGCGCAAGAUCAACAAAGUGGUCGGCCGGUGUGUGCGGCGGCGGCGCUGGGUGUUCAAGGGAAUAAUACAUCGACUCGUCGACGAUGUCGUUGAAGGACAAUCGACCGACGCCCACCAGGAUGCGAUUGAGCAGGUCGCAAAGGAAUUGCAUCGCGAACAACUGGACGAGGAAGCGGCGAUGGGCGUCCCAGGCAUCCCACGGGUGGCACAUGAUGUAGUUGACGACGAAGAUGAUGAUGCUCCACACGAUGGCGAUGUGACUCUCAGCAGUACGCUGGAGUAAUUUGAUACCAGUUGCACCAUUUCGCGGUUAAUUUCGAAAAAUGUUUGGUAUAUUUCGUGGAAUCUCCA